CGAAAACAAGUUCUCAGGAAUCUGUCAUUCAGAUGACUGUACAAUCAGUGAAUCCACCUUGAAAAAUUACAUACUUAUUUUAUUGUGUUGUGGUUAAAAAGUAACAGGGUCAAAAUGACGGCCCAAGUUCAAGCACUGUAUGACUUCACUGGGGACCCCGGGACCACUGAAAUGUCAAUUACGUCUGGAGAAAUACUAACACUAAUUAACACGGAUAUUGGUGAAGGUUGGUGGGAGGGCAGGAAUGCUAAAGGCGAAACGGGUCUAUUCCCUGCUGCUUAUGUAAGAAAACUCACUCCUGAAGAACUGGAACACACAAGUACAGCCCCGACACAUGCAGCGCCAGCAGCUCCAAGAUAUGACCAAGCUGCUGAUGAUUGGGGGGAUCAGCAGUACAGUGCUGGUGACAACAACUACCACAGAGGAACAUCACAAGAAGAUGGAUGGGAGGAUGAUUGGGAUGAUGAGACAUAUUCAGAAAUUGGUCCUGCACAACAUAAAUCACACCACAGCCAGCAUCCUCAACCAGUAGCCUUGCCAGGAAUGCCUAUAAAUGAUAUGAAUAAUCUUGAUGAUGGAGCAUCCAAUUAUGGCUCCUCUGUUGGAACUGUUAGGCGAAAUAAAUUUGCUCCCUCUUCUAAAGUCACUGGUGAAAGUUACCUACUUGGCACUUUAAAUAUUGAGGUACCAGAUCAUGAUAAAGUUUACAUUGUACAAAAUGAAGAGGGUUAUGUAUGGUCACCUCUACCAAAUCCAUACUCAGUAACUGUAGCCUCACCGAAAAAAGAAUCAAAAUUUAAAGGUAUUAAAAGUUUUAUUGCAUACCAAUUGACACCUUCAUUUAAUAAUAUUCAAGUUUCUAGAAGAUACAAACAUUUUGAUUGGCUACAUGAGAGAUUACAAGAGAAGUUCACUUUAAUUCCUAUCCCACCAUUGCCAGACAAACAAAUUUCAGGGCGAUAUGAUGAGCAGUUGAUUGAACGCAGGCGAGUCCAACUUCAAGAAUUUGUGGACUGGAUGUGUCGGCAUCCAGUACUAUCCAAGAGCGAGGUCUGGCAACACUUUCUGACUUGUACUGAUGAAAAAAAAUGGAAGGCAGGCAAGCGACAGGCUGAGCGGGAUCCUUUGCUGAGCCUAAAUUAUUGUAUAUCACUAGUUGUACCUGAGAAAGCUUUACUACAAACACAAGUGGAUAGCAUCACAGAACAGUGCCACACAUUUGUAGCCAGUAUGGACUCAUCUGUGAAGUCUGUAUCUAAUAUGUGCUUAGCACAAACAAAAAGAUUCCAAGGACCUUACAAAAUGGACUGUCAGAAGGUUGGUGAGGCCCUCUACAGUUUAGGCAAUGCCCUCAGUCUGGAUGAAGGGACAGUGAUUUCCACAUCAAAAUUAACUUCAGCCAUAAAAAUGACAGGUGGUGCUUACAUAGAGAUUGGAAGAAUGUAUGAUGACCAGCCAAAAUAUGACUGGGAACCUUUGGGUGACAAAUUCCAUUUAUACAAAGGCAUUAUCGGAUCAUUUCCUGAUGUACUAGCAAAUCACAAGGGAGCUGUUCAAAAGAAGCGGGAAUGUGAAAGAUUGACAGGGGAGCACAAAAUGGAAAUAGCGCAGCUGAAUGAAGUCUUAAGAAGGACUGAUGUUAUAUCUUAUGCACUUCUUGCCGAAGUAAACCACUUUAAAUCUGAAAGAACAACAGACUUGAAGGCCACUAUGCAAAAAUUCCUAAGGCAGCAAAUUACAUUUUAUAAAAAAAUUGUAGAAAAAUUGGAAAUAACACUGCAACAGUAUGAUGAUUAAUUUAUUAUAUAUGACUCAAGGAAGAGUUUUGAGACAAUUAAUAUUAUACAAUGGAAUAAACCAUUAUUGUAUACUGGUCUAAAUUAUGAAAUAAUUUGUUUUGUAGAUUAUCAAAUAAUUAAGUACCAAUCCAAAGGAUUGCACAUUUGGUUUGAUUUGAUCUAUGAAUAUGAAAUGUAUUCACUUUGUGAUGAAAUUAUGGACUGACUGUAUAUUAUACAUUAAUAAAUUGUGGUACACAUUAUCUUUUAUAAACUAAAGUAUUCUGUAUAUAUAUUUGCAUAGAAUCUUCAAUAGAUAAUUACUUAUUUUUGAUCAAUUAUAUACACAAUAUUCUAAUUGUACUAACUGUGGAUCAAUUAUUUUGACAUUUUGUUGUUUAAUUUUAGAUUAAGUAUUGUAUUAUAUAUUCCACUUUUAUAAGGUAUUUUAUAGGGCCUGCU
Achroia grisella is the source of this 2240-nucleotide messenger RNA. It is a transcript of the gene SH3PX1, whose product is annotated as sorting nexin lst-4. The coding region runs from base 115 to 1797 and encodes 560 amino acids. The transcript is spliced from 2 exons. The record is from RefSeq and is a predicted model, not a curated record. Lineage: Eukaryota; Metazoa; Arthropoda; Insecta; Lepidoptera; Pyralidae. Gene Ontology annotation, cellular component: plasma membrane; cytoplasmic vesicle. Gene Ontology annotation, molecular function: phosphatidylinositol binding; protein binding. Gene Ontology annotation, biological process: mitotic cell cycle; endosomal transport; endocytosis.